Pteronotus mesoamericanus is the source of this 534-nucleotide messenger RNA. Its product is annotated as chromobox protein homolog 3-like. The transcript has a single exon. Gene Ontology annotation, cellular component: nucleus; pericentric heterochromatin. NCBI's taxonomy places the organism in Eukaryota, Metazoa, Chordata, Mammalia, Chiroptera, Mormoopidae. Gene Ontology annotation, biological process: negative regulation of transcription by RNA polymerase II; chromatin organization. The record is from RefSeq and is a predicted model, not a curated record. Gene Ontology annotation, molecular function: chromatin binding. The coding region runs from base 25 to 534 and encodes 169 amino acids.
UCCAAUAAAACUACAUUGCAAAAAAUGGGAAAGAAACAGAAUGGAAAGAGUAAAAAAGUUGAAGAGGCAGAGCCUGAAGAAUUUGUAGUGGAAAAAUUAUUGGACCAACAAGUAGUGAAUGGGAAGGUGGAAUAUUUCCUGAAGUGGAAGGAAUUCACAGAGGCUGACGAUACUUGGGAACCUGAAGAAAAUUUAAAUUGUCCAGAGUUAAUUGAAGCAUUUUUUAAUUCUCAAAAAGUUGGUAAAGAAAAAGAUAGUACAAAAAGAAAGUCUUUGACAGUGAAUCUGAUAAUAGCAAAUCAAAGAGAUGCUGCUGAUAAACCAAGAGGCUUUGUCAGAGGUCUUGAUCUUGAACAAAUAAUUGGUGCCACAGACGUCAGUGGAGAAUUCAUGUUUCUCAUGAAGUGGAAAGAUUCCAAUGAGGCAGAUUUUGUGCUUGCAAAAGAGACAAAUAUGAAGUGUCCUCAAAUUUUAAUUGCUUUUUAUGAAGAGAGACUACCUUGGCAUUCUUGUCCAGAAGAUGAAGCCCAAUAA